AACGGAACUUGGUUGGUAAAUUCCGCGGCCCACAUGUGGGGUAUGAAACCGUACGACACCUCCAUUAGUGCCACUAACAGCUAUGGUGUCAGUUACGUAGCUUUCGGCGAGGGCUGGCACAAUUACCAUCACGUGUUCCCAUGGGAUUACAAGACCAGCGAAUUAAACAACUAUGGCUCAAACUUCACCUGUGCUUUCAUCGACUUUUUCGCCUGGCUCGGCUGGGCGUACGAUCUGAAGACCGUGGGACAUGACUUAAUAAAGAAACGCGCAGCCCGAACAGGCGACGGUUCGAUAUAUGAGCUAGAGGGUGAUCUUAAUGAUGAACAUCAUCAUACGCAAGAGAAAAUGAUAUGGGGAUGGGAGGACGCUGAUAUGUCAGUGGAGGAUAAGCUGGCAGCGGAGAUACUCAACAAGGAGUCCCGAGAUUAAAAUCCUCAAAAUUUUUGACGUAGCAUUACAGUUGGAAUUACGUAGAAAGUGUCGUCCGACAGUCGUUUGGUUGUACAAUAGUUAUGUAUGGUAAAUGCAUAAUGAUAUCGGUGAUUAACGGUGAAAGGUUAACAUAUAUCGUUAUACAUGUAAAGUAUCGUAUUUAUCUGUUAUAGAGGUUUAGUAUUUACAUGUAUGCUUUUAAUGAUUGCGUAUGUCUCUGGCAAGUAAUAGCUCGGCCAUUACACUAGGUGCUCGUAUUGGAGAUGGCCAUUUUGUUAAAAGAUAAUGGAGAAAUGCUACCAUGCAUAUUUCACGGAAAUUAAUAACAGAUAUAUUAAUAUCUAUAUCAAUAAGUUCUCAAUUUUAACAAGAGGUUAUCUGCGAUGAGUGCGGCUAAUAUAUUAUACUAUCCGAACAUACCUGUCAGAGAUGUUGAUAGUAUAUCUGUUGAAUAUGUUCCAUGUUACAAAGUCCUGUGGUACAUUGUGCAAUAGAAAUAGAAUUAUUAUUACGCCCGAUAUAAUGAAUCAGACUUGAAGACGGAACUGUCUCCUUGGCGAUAGAUGUUAUUAAAACAAUCGUUCGUUGAUUUGCAGCUGAGCUUACGUGUACGAGCCGCUGUAAUAUUUCUCUGUGAAAUAAAUGGCGUUAGUGUAAAA
Messenger RNA from Vollenhovia emeryi, 1094 nucleotides. RefSeq names its product acyl-CoA Delta(11) desaturase-like. Gene Ontology annotation, biological process: unsaturated fatty acid biosynthetic process. Gene Ontology annotation, molecular function: stearoyl-CoA 9-desaturase activity; iron ion binding. Lineage: Eukaryota; Metazoa; Arthropoda; Insecta; Hymenoptera; Formicidae. Gene Ontology annotation, cellular component: endoplasmic reticulum membrane. The transcript is spliced from 2 exons. The record is from RefSeq and is a predicted model, not a curated record. Bases 34 to 432 code for a protein of 132 amino acids.